UAGUUCUAAUCAGAGUAUGAUAUAAGUAAAUGUACAACUGAUUUGUUUGUUAGUAAGCUAUCUACGUGUGGCGAGCACUCGUUUUUAGUUUAUUUGAAAUAAUAAAUAGAAAAUGCCGAAGGUAGUGUUAACAUACUUCCCAGUGAAGGGUAUUGCUGAAAGUAUCCGCAUGCUGCUGGCGUACGGAGGUCAGGAGUUCGAAGACAUUCGCAUCCCACAAGACCAAUGGCCAGAAUACAAACCAAAAACUCCAUUCGGCCAGCUGCCAGUCCUGGAGAUCGACGGCAAGACGCUGACGCAGAGCAUCUCCAUCGCCCGCUACCUCGGCCACAAGUACAACCUGGCUGGUGCAAACAUUGACGAAAACUUCGAGAUCGACCAGAACAUCGAGUACUUCAACGAUCUUCGCUACAAAUUGGGAGCGGUUGCCUACGAGUCUGAUCCAGAAUUAAAAAAGAAGAAGCAUGAAGAAAACUGGAAGGAGGUCUACCCAACUAUGCUUAAGAGGAUCCACGACAUCCUCGUCAAGAAUAAUGGACAUGUCGCACUGGGCAAGCUGACCUGGGGAGAUUUCGUGAUCGCUGGUAUCUGGGAGGCUAUUAAGUGGAUGCUGCAGAAGCCAGACUUAGACACCCAGUACCCGGCUUUCAAACAGCUGACGGACAAAGUAAGGUCACUGCCCAAGGUCAAGGAGUGGGUUGCGAAGGCGCCAGUGACGGAGUUCUAAAAGUAUGGACAAUUGUACUGAUUCUGAUAUGACGUAUGGAACGUUUUUCUUGUAUUUAAUUAAAGUUAUUUAAUAAAUUAUGGUUAAAAUGUA
Pectinophora gossypiella (pink bollworm) is the source of this 820-nucleotide messenger RNA. Its product is annotated as glutathione S-transferase 2-like. Gene Ontology annotation, biological process: glutathione metabolic process. Bases 113 to 727 code for a protein of 204 amino acids. Lineage: Eukaryota; Metazoa; Arthropoda; Insecta; Lepidoptera; Gelechiidae. Gene Ontology annotation, molecular function: glutathione transferase activity. The transcript is spliced from 5 exons. The record is from RefSeq and is a predicted model, not a curated record.